AUGGAAGAAUCAAUGUUUCCUAAUCAACAAACGGCUGAGGCUCGGUACAUUGCCAUAUUUGGUACUCGCACCCGUUUCGUCGUUAUGGUCCUUGUACUCUUAUGCUUAACUAGUAUUUGGUCAAACAUCUUGACUUUUCAAUUUUCUGUAAUCUGUAUGAGCCCAAAGGAUGAUAUCAACAUGACGUUCAUCAAUGGAACUGCCGAGAAAGAUACUUUCACAUUCACAUCAAAUGAAAAGUCAUGGGCCAUCACUGCUGUUGCUAUAGCUGCUCUUGUUGGAAAUUUUCCUAUCGUACAAUUGGUCAAUCGUAUUGGUAUUCGUACCAUUUUCACGGCGCUAGGAAUUUUAUCAGCUUGUGCUACUCUUCUCAUGCCUGUGGCCAUAAGACUUGGCUAUGGAUACUUGCUGGUUGCCCGUAUUUGCCAAGGAAUUGCUUUUGCCGCGAAUUUUCCUGUGAUUGGAGCUUUUUGUGCCAAAUGGGCUUAUUAUAAACAGAAUGGACUUUUCGUGUCAGCUCUUGUUGCUUACGUGCAAUUAUCCCCAGCCAUCACGAUGCCUGUAUCUGGUUCUUUGUGCGAAGCUUUCCGCUGGCCAUCAGUAUUCUAUGCUCACGGAGCUGUUACUCUCGUACUUUUCUUGGUUUACGGAAUUUUCUACCGGAAUAGUCCAAACAAACAUCCAUUUGUUGGAAAUGUUGAAUUGAAUAAGAUUUCUAUUGGAAAAGCUCAAGUUGUCGACAAGCGAGCUGCUCAGAAAGUGCCAUAUUUAGAUAUUCUCAAAACGCCUGCCGUCUGGGCUGUUUGGGUGGCUUCUCUUGGAAACUUCGUUUGUGUCAACAUGAUGUUCUUGUUUUCACCAAUUUACUUAUCAACAGUUCUCGGCUUCCCCGUCCACAAAACUGGAAUAUCGGCUGCCCUCCCACCUUUGGCACAGUUCUUGGCGAAACUUAUUUGCGGAGCUGUCUCUGAUCGUAUCAAAUUCAUAAGUGAAGUAAACAAGUUCCGAUUCUUCAACACUUUGGCAUUCCUCGGAUGUGGAUUGGGAUUAACUAUUCUCGGCUUCAUGGGAACUGAACACAAAAACGUUAACAUGUUGAUGCUUGGAGCUUCUGCCGGUGUUCUCGGCGCUACAACCGGAGGCUUCUUCAAGUCCGGUCCUGUAAUUUCUCGUCAAUACAGUCACUUCGUUACCGGAAAUAUAUCUUUGGGAAUCACAAUUACUAUGGUCGUUAUUCCAUUCAUUGUUAACUCAUUAACACCAAAUAACACGCAAGAGGAGUGGAGAUGGGUAUUUUGGUUGGUAGCUGCAUUUAUGCUUGUUGCAAACAUCUUCUUCUGCAUUUUCAUUCGCGGAGAGCCAUGUGAAUUCACUCGUGAUGAUUACGUGGUUAAGAAGCCAGCUGUAACUGAUUCAUCUCGCUCUGAGCCAGUUCAACAACAGUUUUAA
Messenger RNA from Auanema sp. JU1783, 1449 nucleotides. Lineage: Eukaryota; Metazoa; Nematoda; Chromadorea; Rhabditida; Rhabditidae. The record is from the annotation of a GenBank genome assembly.